CCCCCACGCCGGAAGGCGGAAGUAGCCGAAGCCGGAAGUGACUGCGGGCAGGGAGAGGGGUGGCCCGGCGGCGGAGAACGCUAUGGGGCGCGGCGGCGGCACCUUCGAGCGGCUUCUCGAUAAGGCCACGAGCCAACUCCUGCUGGAGACGGACUGGGAAUCCAUCCUGCAGAUCUGCGACAUGAUCCGCCAGGGAGACACCCAAGCAAAAUAUGCAGUCAACGCUAUCAAGAAGAAGGUCAACGACAAGAAUCCCCACGUGGCACUCUACGCACUGGAGGUCAUGGAGUCAGUGGUUAAAAACUGUGGCCAAACAGUUCAUGAUGAGGUAGCCAACAAACAAACUAUGGAGGAACUGAAGGAAAUACUCAAGAGGCAAGUGGAAACAAGUGUCCGCAGUAAGAUUCUGAACCUUAUCCAGGCCUGGGCUCAUGCCUUCCGCAAUGAGCCCAAGUACAAGGUGGUGCAGGACACCUAUCAGAUAAUGAAGGUUGAAGGUCACGUGUUUCCAGAGUUCAAGGAAAGCGAUGCCAUGUUUGCUGCAGAAAGGGCUCCAGACUGGGUGGAUGCUGAGGAGUGUCACAGGUGUCGAGUGCAGUUUGGUGUGGUGACACGGAAGCAUCACUGCAGGGCCUGCGGGCAGAUCUUCUGUGGCAAGUGUUCCUCCAAGUAUUCCACCAUCCCCAAGUUUGGGAUUGAGAAGGAAGUGAGAGUCUGUGAGCCCUGUUACGAGCAUCUCAACAAGAAAGCUGAGGGUAAAGCUGCUGCUGCCUCUGAACUGCCCCCUGAAUACCUGACCAGUCCUCUCUCUCAGCAGUCCCAGCUGCCCCCAAAGCGUGAUGAGACAGCUCUGCAAGAAGAAGAAGAGCUCCAGCUAGCCAUUGCCUUGUCUCAGUCAGAGGCCGAGGAGAAGGAGAGGAUGAGGCAGAAGACAAGCUACUCCAUGUACCCGAAGGCUGAGCCCACACCCGUCACAUCGUCAGCUCCACCAGUGGGCACACUUUAUUCCCCACCUGUGAAUUCCUCUGCUCCUCUGGCUGAGGACAUUGACCCUGAGCUGGCUCGGUACCUGAACCGCAACUACUGGGAGAAGAAACAAGAGGAAGUUCGCAAGAGCCCUACCCCAUCAGCACCUCUGUCUCUCACAGAACCAGUUGCUCAGCCUGGGGAAGCCCACCCUGCCCCACUCAGUGUUGUUGAGCAGCAGUACCAGAAUGGUGAGUCAGAGGAGAACCACGAGCAGUUUCUGAAGGCUCUGCAAAAUGCGGUCACCACGUUUGUCAACCGCAUGAAGAGUAACCACAUGCGAGGCCGCAGCAUCACCAACGACUCUGCCGUAUUAUCCCUCUUCCAGUCCAUUAACAACAUGCACCCCCAGCUGCUGGAGCUGCUCAACCAGCUGGAUGAGCGCAGAAUGUACUAUGAAAGCCUGCAGGACAAACUGGCCCAGAUCCGAGAUGCACGUGGGGCUCUGAAUGCACUGCGGGAGGAGCAUCGGGAGAAGGUGCGGCGUGCAGCAGAGGAGGCAGAGCGCCAGCGUCAGAUCCAGCUGGCCCAGAAGCUGGAGAUAAUGAGACAGAAAAAGCAGGAGUACCUGGAGAUGCAGCGUCAGUUGGCCAUCCAGCGACUGCAGGAGCAGGAGAAGGAGAGGCAGAUGCGCCUGGAACAGCAGAAGCAGACCAUCCAGAUGAGAGCCCAGAUGCCAGCUUUCUCGCUGCCUUAUGCCCAGCUCCAGGCCAUGCCAGCAGCCAGUGGGGUGAUCUACCAGCCCUCUGGGCCCACUAGCUUCCCCGGCACCUUCAGCCCUGCUGGCUCUGUGGAGGGCUCUCCUAUGCACAGUGUGUACAUGAACCAGGCAGCACAGGGAGGCACAGGACCAUAUACAGCAAUGCCUGUCACUGGGACAGAUCCCAACGUGGUGAAUGCCUACAUGUACCAACCAGGGGCAGGCAGCGGGCAGGCAGCUCAGCAGGGGCAGGCAGUGCCCACUACAACCCCAGCGUACUCGUCCUAUCAGCCAGCUGCAACACAGGGCUACCAGAAUGCAGCGUCACAGUCACAGAGCAUCCCUGCCAUCUCGCAGGCCCCUCAGUCAGGAGCUGUGGGCUACAUGGGAAGCCAGUCAGUCUCCAUGGGGUACCAGCCCUACAGCAUGCAGGGCCUCAUGUCGGCACUGCCAGGCCAAGAAGCAGCAUUGAGCAGCCUGCCCACGCAGCAGUCCUACAUGUCCGGGCAGCAGCCCCUGUACCAGCAGAUGGCCCCGGCUGGAGGGCCCCCCCAGCAGCAGCAGCCCCAGCCCACGCCAGCCCCCGUGCAGCAGACGCAGGGCAGUGGAGAAGCCCAGCUCAUCUCGUUUGACUGAACGCUGCACAGGGGAGUGCUGAGAAUUCAACGUAACACUACUCUUCAUCCAGAAUCACUUCUGUUCAUCACCUCCUCCUGUCUGCUCCUCAGCUCCUCCCUGCGUGUGUCCCUGACCGAGGGGCCAAGGGACCACCGGGUUCCAGCACUGGUGCUGGGCCCCCGCUCGCAGGAGCGCAGCCCCUUCACCUCGGCUCCCCGUGCCUGCUUCCUCCCCUCUCCCAGCUGCCUCCCCUUUGCGCGGCCCCGAGGGCUGCAGCUCGGCUUGCAGGGCCCGGCCGGGAGCAGGAGGGAACCACGAGCACGUCCGUGCCCGCCCGUGUCUGCUCCUCUCCCCUCACCCCUCCUUCCUUGCCCCCGCUUCCCGCGCUCGGUUCGCGCCGGAGGAGCCCGAGCCACCACGGUGUCAAUAAAGUGUGCGGAAUGAG
This is a messenger RNA of Numida meleagris (helmeted guineafowl), 2789 nucleotides long. It is a transcript of the gene HGS, whose product is annotated as hepatocyte growth factor-regulated tyrosine kinase substrate. Gene Ontology annotation, molecular function: phosphatidylinositol binding; ubiquitin binding; metal ion binding. The record is from RefSeq and is a predicted model, not a curated record. The transcript is spliced from 21 exons. Lineage: Eukaryota; Metazoa; Chordata; Aves; Galliformes; Numididae. Bases 83 to 2362 code for a protein of 759 amino acids.